Molecule: messenger RNA, 2400 nt
Organism: Diospyros lotus (date-plum)
Lineage: Eukaryota; Viridiplantae; Streptophyta; Magnoliopsida; Ericales; Ebenaceae
Product: receptor-like protein 13
Exons: 2
Coding region: 873-1958 (361 amino acids)
Molecular function (GO): protein binding
Source: RefSeq, a predicted model, not a curated record
UUAUUGAUGUGGACACUUUUUAUAUGAGCUUUGCAGGAUCUUACAUAACUAUUUUACUAGCUAUUGCGGGAAUUUUGUAUAUAAAUCCACAUUGGAGACGGGCAUGGUUUUAUGUUAUUGAGGUUUUCAUCACCUCUAUCUACUAUUUUGUUGUGGAUAAUAUGUGGAGAAUCAAAGUUGGUUUCCUUCGUAGAUAUUAAUAAUUACCCCGAUGAAGUAAUAGUGUUGUAUGUAUAUCCUACUAAACUUCUUUCUUAGGUAGUUUGUUGUUAUAAUAAUGUUAUCAAUGCACUUGUUGUUAGUAUGAAAUAGGCCCUCAUAAAUUAUCAAAAUUAAAGAAGUCUUGGUUUGUUGUUGCCAUACUAUUACACGUUUAGGAUGUAAGUGUGAUUGUUGAUGACAAAGAACAAUAUUGGAGACAAAUUUGGAGCUUCAAAAUCAAAGAACAAAUUUCUAGUCCCAAUCUCAUUCAAGUCAUAUUACAACCUCUCCAAACUUAUAGUCCUGGAAAGUGUCAACAACAUACUUUUGGAAGAACAGGACAUUCUUAGUUCAGCCCCAAGUUUUCAAUUGCUUCAAAUCCAUCUUUCUAGUUCUGAACAUGGGAGAAACACUCCCAUUUCUCUACCCAAAAUUUUCUACUAUCAAAAUCAACUCAAAAUGGUUGAGCUCUCUGGAUUUAAGUUUGGAGGAAUAUUCCCAAGGUGGUUGUUGGAGAAUAAUACUGGACUACUAACGCUUACCUUGACAAAGAAUUCAAUUUCUGAACCUUUUCGAUUGCCCUCAUCUCCAAUGACAGAACUUGUAACAUUAGAUAUCUCCAACAAUGAUUUCUAGGUGUCAUCCCAUACAAGAUUGGUAAUUCUUUCCCUAUGUUAAAAUUACUAAACAUGUCUAGAAAUAAAUUUGAAGGCGUGAUUCUAUCUUCAUUAGGUAACAUAACCUCUCUAUCUAUUCUAAACUUGUCAAAUAACCAAUUAUCUAGUAAAAUUCCUAUACAUUUGGUAAUGGGUUGUAGCUUCUUGGAAGUGCUGAAGCUAUCAAGCAACAACUUGACAGGCCCUAUGCUACCCUUUCAAAAUAACUUACCAAACUUAUGGUUGUUGCUUUUGGAUGAUAAUAAGUUCACAGAAAUCCCACGCUGCUUAUCCAAUAGUAGUGGCUUGAAAAUGUUGAAUCUUAGCCAUAAUCAUCUUAAAGGUGUGUUUCUUGUUGAGUUUUGUCAAUUUGAUGGACUACAACUAUUGGAUCUUUCUGACAACAAUUUCACUGGGACAAUACCGUCUUGCUUCAAUGUGGAAGACCUAAAGCAAAUUCAAUUGUCCAAUAAUAGGCUAAAUGGACCAUUUUCGGAGGUGUUCCAUCAAUUAAUGAACAACUUAAUAAUAAUAGAACUUUCAAAUAACCAUUUUAAUGGUAGCAUUCCAAAUUGGAUCGAUAGUCUUUCCUGGUUAAGCAUUCUUAUAUUGAAAAAUAACCACUUUGAAAGUAAUAUCCCAUAUCAAAUUUGCCACUUGUCUAGAUUAAUGUUGAUUGAUCUUUCUUCCAAUAAGUUUUCGAGCAACAUUCCUAGUUACUUGAAUAAUAUCACAUUUGAUAAAGAAAAGGAAUUAGGAUUGUUGUUACGUCCAACCAGUCAAAUUGUGGAAGCACCCUUAAAGAAUAACCUAAUGAUUUAUAGUCGUCGUGGUUACUCAAUGCUUGGUAUCAACAUAUACAUCUUGCUCGCAAAUGAAACAUUUUUCUCAUCACAUGUGGAGUUCACAACCAAAGGAAUAGCCUUGCUCUUCACAAGAGAGCCUCUAUUACUUUUUUCAGCAAUUGAUAUCUCUAACAACAAAUUAGCUGGUCGCAUACCACCUGAAAUUGGCAACCUUAGCAAAAUCAAAGCAUUGAACCUCUCCUACAACAACUUAAUUGGAGGAAUCCCAACAACAUUUUCCAAGUUACAGAUAUAGAGAGCUUGGAUCUUUCUCACAACAACUUCAAUGGGAAUAUCCCUUCUCAGCUUACUGAUCUAUACUCACUGGGGACGUUCAAUGUGUCUUACAACAACUUUAAUGGAAUGAUACCUCAGGCAACGAACCAAUUUGGAACUUUCGACUCAAGUAGCUAUAUUGAGAAUCCAUUUCUUUUUGGAGAACCAUUACCAAAUAAUUGCACAGAUUCACCUCCAUCAGUUCCAUCAGCCAAUAAUAAUGCAAGUCAUGCGGUAUCAAAUUUUAUCGACAUGGACACUUUAUACCAGCUUUGUAGGGUCUUACAUAGCUAUUUUACAAGCUAUUGCGGGAAUUUUGUAUAUAAAUCCCCAUUAGAGACGAGUAUGGUUCCAUGUUAUUGAGGUUUUCAUCACCUCUAGCUAUUACUUAGUUGUGGAUAAUAUCUAGAGAAUCAAAAUUG